This is a messenger RNA of Penaeus monodon (black tiger shrimp), 1594 nucleotides long. RefSeq names its product vacuolar protein sorting-associated protein 28 homolog (gene Vps28). NCBI's taxonomy places the organism in Eukaryota, Metazoa, Arthropoda, Malacostraca, Decapoda, Penaeidae. Bases 118 to 780 code for a protein of 220 amino acids. Gene Ontology annotation, biological process: protein transport to vacuole involved in ubiquitin-dependent protein catabolic process via the multivesicular body sorting pathway. Gene Ontology annotation, cellular component: ESCRT I complex. The record is from RefSeq and is a predicted model, not a curated record. The transcript has 7 exons. Gene Ontology annotation, molecular function: protein-containing complex binding.
GUAGUCCGUCUUCCUCCCGACAGAUGGCGCGCGUGAGUCUCUGUCAUGAAUCACUGAGCAAGAGUGUAAACAUUGUUGCAUUCUGUUGCAAUUUUCGCCUCCUGUUGAGCUCCGAAGAUGUUUUCUGGCAUAUCCUCCAACAGUACACAAGACCACAACCGACCGGAAUUGUACGAGGAAGUGAAACUGUACACCAAUGCGAGAGAAAGAGAGAAGCAUGACAACCAUGCAGAAUUAUAUGCUGUCAUCAAUACUCUCCAGUGUUUAGAGAAGAUGUAUAUAAAGGAUGUGGUGCCACCCAAAGAAUACACAGCUUGGUGUAGUAAGCUUCUUGUGCAAUAUAAAGCUGCCUUCAAGCUGGUGCAGUGUGACGAUUACCCUACUGUUGAAGCCUUUGUAAAGAAGUAUAAGCUCGAUUGUCCGGCAGCCCUUGACCGAAUCCGCGAGGACAGACCAAUCACGAUCAAGGACGACAAGGGCAACACAAGCAAAUGUAUCGCUGACAUUGUUUCGCUCUUCAUCACUGUUAUGGACAAGCUUCGACUGGGGAUCAAUGCAAAUGACGAGCUGCAACCAGACCUCAAGGAUCUGAUGGAAAACAUGACUCGUCUCUCGGUUCUUCCUCAGGAUUUCGAAGGCAAGGCAAAGGUCAAGGAGUGGAUCGGCACUUUGGAGGGGAUGACAGCGGAUGAAACCCUCUCUGAAACACAAGUGCGGCAGAUGAUCUUCGACCUGGAGUCUGCGUAUAAUGCAUUCAACAGACUGCUGCAGCAUACAUAAUCUGGCUGUUGACUUUGCAUAGAUGUUAAGAGUUACCAUUGUAUAGGAAAUAUCCAAGUGGUUGUUAUAUUGCCAACAUCCCAGUGGGCUGUAUUUACACUGAAAAUUGACUGGAAUCCUCCUGUAGCUUUGCAGGUAGUUUUAGGGCGAGGUUACAAGUCCUUUUCCUUUUCUUCUCUCUCCCCCCCCCCCCUUUAUGUACAUAACUAUAUUUUUCCCUCUCCCACGGCCUUAGAUAUUGUAUAAGAAAAUCAUAAGAUGACUCAGUUAAUAUUGGCCGUUAUUGUAUUACAAGGACCCCUCCGUAGUUUUGUCUUAUUUCAUGGGUAUAGUGACAUUGUUUGCCAUUUCUUGUCUUUGUAUAGAUGCAUCACCAUUCCUCAUUGAGAGUUUUAGGUCAGAGCUUGUUCAUCUUUUUUUUUUUUUUUUAGCAAGGGAGAUUGUUGAGUUUCUAAGAUAGACGAGUCGGUGGAGAAGAAAAAAAGUUAUUUUGUUAGAAGAAACGAGUACGUAAGUGAUCCUAGAUUUCAAUUUACACUGUUAAUCGGAUUGAAGAUGUUAUGGAUUGCAUCAAUUAAUCUGUAAUUAACUUUUUUGGUAGAGUAGGUUGAAUCUGCUGCCCAUCUUUCUGGUUAUAAUUUGACGUGUUAAUUGUCUGUAUUUAUUCUCCUUACUGCGUGUUUCGGACUAGUCGCAGGUCUUCUAGAGAGCUUUCUAUAACCCCCCCCCCCUCUCUCCCCAAGUAGGAGUUCAGAGUAAACUUAUUUAUUUUUUACUUGGAAAAAUUAUUUGGAUUUAAAAAGUUCAAACUGAA